Molecule: messenger RNA, 7433 nt
Organism: Loa loa (African eye worm)
Lineage: Eukaryota; Metazoa; Nematoda; Chromadorea; Rhabditida; Onchocercidae
Product: zinc finger protein
Exons: 46
Coding region: 302-6643 (2113 amino acids)
Source: RefSeq, a predicted model, not a curated record
CUUAUAAAUACGUUGGAUAUAGACAGAUAGGAUGGAGGAGUGUGAAGAGAGCAAGGGAAGAGAAAGCGAGAAAGCAAGCAAAGAAGAAAAGGACGAAUAAGAUGGGCUGUUCCUGCAUCCACGUGCAAUUAUUUUGUCGAGAGUGGUAGGCUCACAAUCGUUUUGUAAUUAUUCACGUGCGGUUUGCGUGAGGUCACGUGGAAAAGCAGAAUUGAGAGCAAACUACAAGCAGAGGCUCAGCUUGACCGUAGUCACCGUGUAUGCUUGUCAAUAGUAAAUCCUUUUCAGCCCGCAUCAUUUUAUGGAUUCCAGGCUGGACACUGUUAAUGGUGAAACAGAAAAUGAAAAUGAAAAUGACAGUUCUUCUGUUCAAAAGAGGAAAGUUACUAGUUGCAACACCGAUCGAUUGACGGAUUCAAUGUAUGGACGAACGCCAGAAGUCAAUGAAUUAGAUAGGAAGCGUCAACGUUUGGAAGUCGAUAGGAAUAAACAACUAGUGACAAAGCAAGAGCAGCAACUUCAGAAGAAAAAAAAUGUGAUGAAUGUUAGAUCCUCGAUUAAUUUCACGACACUUGUUGGUUAUAAGCGCCUUCAGUAUGCCGGACCACACGAAUCGAGGACGAUUAUCAGUCGUUUGUACAAUUUCGAAAAACUUGCAGAUAUCAGUGGAGGCUUUCGUUUAUAUCUUCGACUUAUGACAGAUGCUAUAUUAAAUGAGAUCUGUAACAAGAUCGAUGAUCUGAGCGAUCGUUUCAAUAAAUCGAAGGACAUGGAUCUAUGUAUUUCGCAGGUUUUGCGAUAUACGUGGUCUCAGCUAAGUGAUAAAGAGCGAUUGACAUACGAAACUGUGGCACGGCGUAAAGUUCAGGAAAAGUACAAAACCGAACUGGAUAAAAUGAGAAGUGAUCGAGAUAGUAGAUCAGAAAAAAGUAUAAGUGCAACAAAGUUGCAAUGGAUCCGUUCUUUGCCAGCCAUGCCGUUAACCGAAUUUAAAUUCAUGUCAGCAUGGGCAAAAAAACAGAGGGAAAAUGAACAUUAUCGUGUGCACUGUAAACGCUUGCGAUGUCCAUUUUGCAAGAAUAUGAUUUUGAGGGACGAUACUUUACAGAUGCAUAUUCUGUAUGGUCACCAUAACAUGUACGUGUAUGCAUGUCAUUUCUGUUUCGAAGGAUUCACUUCAUUGGAACAGCUGAAACAGCACUGUUGUGAAGAAUUCACGCAGUUUAUGCUACGGUUAGUGAUCAAGGAAACAAAGUUGGAAAUGAUGUUUGCAAUGCACACAUUGAUUUGUGCUGAAUGUAAUCUGCAGGUGCCUUUGUCAUCUUUGAGUAAUUCAUCCAGUGAUAAAAAGUGCAUCAAACUGCAGCGUUUGUUGAAUUAUCACAGUACAGACAAAUUAGUAUCAUGUAUUAUAUUAUUUGCUGUUCGGCCUUCUGAGGUGGAGUAUGUAACAAUGAGGGGUUGCGCAAUGAAGUGUGGAAUACCACUGCGGUGUAAAUUUUGUUCACACAAGUUUGUCUCUGCAGCGGAUAUCGAAAAACAUCAAUUAAGUGAACAUUCUGGGGAAGUGAUUAAAUUGAAAUGUCCGGUGUGUCCACGAUUCUAUAUUACGGAUUGUUUCUUUAGGGAUCAUCUAUUAUCUCAUCUUGGUGAAGUGCAUUCUAUGACGGGCCUAUUAGAUAAAGCAACAUUUCGGCCGUCAGCUUUUUCUCAUGAUACGGCUUGUAAAAUGGGGCCCUCACUGCAGAAAAUCAUUGGUUCUGAUAUAGCAGAAAUAUCAAGAAUCGAAAAACCAGACGAUCUCUCCGAUGAUGAGGAUGAGUCAUAUGAGAAGUCAGUAUUGGACCGAAAAAGUAAACUGAUUGUUGAGAAAAAAGUGUCAAAAAAAGUUAGCAAAGGAACUGAUCAGAAUUUGUGUUAUUAUUGUAGACAUGCAAAACAGUUGAUGACUAAACCGCUGCAAUCCAGUCUUUGCCGAUGCAUAAAGUCGAGACGUGAAUCAAAAUCAUUCGCAACGAAAAAUUCUUUUGUGAAGUCACUUGUCGAAAAGUUCACCCGAGAAGGACGGCUCUAUAUCGACAAGAAAGAUUCCAUUCUGGAUACAACGAUUGGGGCGGUUAUUGAUGAUAGUGUCUUCAUUUGUAUCAAAUGUAAAGGUCUUCAUCUUGGUGAUCAAAAUACAUUGAAACAUCUUCGUAUUUGUAUGCAAAAGGACGUUGAAUCUCCGGAUCCGGAAAAGCAUUUUGAUUUGAUGGACAACAAAAUUGUUAUCCGUCUAACUCAGUCAUGUUGUUCUCCAAAUGGCAGAAUUAGUUGUCCGGAAUGUGAAGUGACAUCCUGUUCAAUCGCUAGCUUGCGGCGACACUUGGCUCUAGAUCAUGGCAUUUUUGCAUAUUACAAUAUUCCAGAAAGUCACAGAGCUGUUGGCAUCAUGGAAUAUGUUUCAUCGAAAAGUACCAAAGAUGCAAAACUUGAUAUUGCCGCAAGAAUAAAUCUGGAGCUGAAUUUGACGCCAACAGGCGAUUUUAAGCAGCGAGACGACAGAUGUUCUCAAUCAUCUUCUCUAAUCAGUAGAAACAACACAAAGCUAGCUACUUCCAGCAUCCAUGCAACAGAAAAUUUCCAAGCAGCCCCAAUGUCAGCUGAAACGCGAUCAACUUUAAUGCAGGCUUUCAUGGAGCCAACACAAAGUUCAACAGUAAUGGGAAAAUUUAUUUGCAUCCUCUGCUUUACACCUAGUGCUUCAUCGCAACAGUUGGCAAAUCAUUUCGUUCGCUCCCAUCUGCAUUUGUGUUCUGAAUGUGGAAGUGGUUUUGUUGAAAAGCAGUGUCUUUUGUCCCAUUUGGCUUCUUGUCAAAAAUGGCCUCGAAAAUGUUCGGAUGGCGAGUUUUUUCCACGUUGUCCAAUUUGUAGUUUCCUUUUCCUCACUCCCGAACGCUACUUUUAUCAUUUACUGCACUGUCACAAUACGAGCUUAUACAUCAGUGAAAAGCAACAGGUAAAUCCGAUGUUUAUUUGGAAGAAAUUAUCCUUAAUAGAUGCUUCAAAAUUGCGAAGGACAUUAAUGGAUAAAUUGAUAAUCAAAAAUCACGAUGAUUUUAUAGCAGAAGAUAUGUCGAAUUCGUCUAUUCUGCCGGUGAGAAAUACAAGAUAUGCGGAAUCUGUUGUUGCAGAUAAGUUUAUGUGUGCUCUUUGCGAAUUGGAUUUCCCAAACCGAAUUGAAUGCGAUAUUCAUCUGCAGAAACAUCCGGAACAAUGGAGCUGCUGUCCUGUUUGUAUGUACUUUCGAGACCAUUAUCCGAUUCGUACUAUCGGCGAACUUUUUGAGCACCUGUUGUUUAAACACACAGUGAAGUCACUGCAACCAAAAGGUGUAAAAAUAGUGUGCAGUCUAUGCCAGAGUUUAUCUUCCUGUGAAUCAACGGUACCACUGUCAGUCAAGUUGUGCGAGGAACAAAUGAUCCGACAUAUUUUAUACACUUGUAGUGGUACUCAAGUAUGCUUUCUUUGCAACGAUGGCGUUGUGUAUUCACCUGAGAAGCUAAAGAAGCAUCGUGUUAGUGAGCAUCGCAUAGUUUUUGAAAGAUUCGGAUGUUCGGAAUGUUCUCGAAAAUUUCACACUUGUAGCGCGUUUAAGAAACACUCCUGCAAUGUAUUGUUAAAAUGUUCAUGUGGAGUUAGUGCGCUAUUUACGGAAGAAGAAUUCGAGAAGCAUUUCGAAAAACACUUGAAUUCAAUGAAGGACUUUUGUCUCCUAUGCAACAAAUAUUUGUUUUCGCAGGAUCAACUUCUUUCCCACGUCAUGCUGCAUCGAAUUGUCGUAAACGGUAAAAGACAGUUGGUGCAGUUAAACAUGCCGGGAAAUGUAUUGUCUUUUCCUGGACCGAACAUCACCACGGAUAGUAAUAUGAAAAUAAAUGUUCCAUCUAAAAAACAUAACGCUACUACAUUUCUAUUUGGAAAAGUGAAGAUAAGCAAUGGUGACGAUGGAAUCCAGUUUUUAGGAUCCGGUUCCCUUACUAAUGAUGCAAAUGGAAGUGAAAAUGAAGGUCGUAGGAAACAUGCUGGUGAUAACGAUGUGGUAUUCGUGGCGGAAACUCUUCCAGCUAAUUUCAUGACCAACGUUCGAUCAGAAACUGGUGCAGUUACCGAAGCAGUGUCUUCAUUUUACACUUAUCCUGUGGAAGCUACGGCAUCUAUACCAGAUAUCAGAUUCCCAGUUGAUGAAAUUAUGUCUGGUGAAUCCGGUCCAUCUGCGACGAUAUUUGGUGCUAAUACAACAGACGUGGCAUCCCCCAUUAUAGAUGGACAGAAUUCUACAACCAGAAAUGGAUUUCCAACAAAAUCUAUGAAAAAAGAGCUUGCUUCUGCAAAAGCAUCAUAUACUCCUGCGGAUGUCAGUGAUGAUGAUGAUAUAGUGUUCAUCGACGAAUUGGAAAAUGAGAGUCCCAGUACUGAUGAAGUUCUAAAAGAAGGAAAAAAGGUUGUAGACAAAAUUGGUGAUUCAGAUUUGGAGAUUGUUGAAGGCGCUGAAAGACACAGUGGGCCUUAUAAGCGUGAAGCGAAAUUCCACUGUAGUCAAUGCACCGAAAAGUUCCUUACGAGGGCUUCUUUGCUGAUACACAAACAGACUCACAAAUAUGAUGCUGGUCAAACGAUCGAAGCGGUCUACGGAAUUCCUGUUGAAACGAUUUUAUACAUAUGUCGUCUAUGUUGUUUGGCAUAUGAAUCGCAAGUAGUAUACCAGAUGCAUAUGCGCACUCAUGGCGCGCUGCAAAAUUGUGAACGAUGUUCUGUGGUCGCAUUCAACGAAGAACAGAUGAGAAAUCAUCAAGAUCAGCACGUGCCAUCUACCGGUAGACAACAAGUGGUUUAUGUUUGUUCAAAAUGUGUGGCUACUUAUUCAACGGAUGCACGUUUGUAUCAUCAUAUGCUUAGUGCUCAUGCACAGGCUAUACUUUAUUUCUGUAAGAAUUGUGGAUUGGCAAACACUAAUGGAUGUGUUGUCUAUGAACAUAUAGUACGAGGUGAAUGCGCUUGGCGGAAUUUAUCAUCAGUAUCAGAAUUUGUAAUUAUGGGUUUUACCGCUGCAUGCAUAUUCCAUUAUCAGCCAGCUAAUCCUGUCCAGUAUGAGAAUAGGGUGCGCAAUAAUGAGCUGCUUGUGGUUAUCCCAUCAGAAUGCAUUCAUCGGUCGUUCUUGUCUCUGCCAAAUGAUGUCAUUAGCAUCACUUGUCCAACAUGUAAUUCACUGAUGAGUUUCCUGCGACUCCAAGCGGAAAAUCCGAGAUUCACUGGAAGCUUACCGCGUACUCUGAAUCAUGCUGUGGAUGACAAUGAUGCCAUGAUGUUGACGAUGCUAAGUAUUUGGAGGAUGGAAAACAUCGACCAGCAUGCUAUCAUCUCGAACACUAGAAACCAGCAGACAGCCACUUCAGUUGGUCUUCCUAGUAAAUCAUGUACGUUAUCACGAGUUGCCGUACCGUCUGGUGUGCCACUGCCAACUUCUCUUUCUGGAGUUUGCAUUUCCCAAAAUCACGCAAGAGCUGUAGGGGGAAACACCAGUAUUACGCAACCAUCUUCUCAGAUUUCAUGGGUUCCAGCUCGACAAGCAUUGACAGCAGUUUCAACCUCAGCCUCCCCUUCGUCAUCACUACAAAUUGUUGGUACAAAUUCUCAUCCUGGAAUAGCUGCGUCCCCAACACAGCCGGUUGCAUUAUCCGUUUCUACACAGACAGGUGCGGAAUCACCGUCACCACCUUCGAAUACACCACCUUAUUUACAGCCUUAUCGUGGUGCACUUGAAGCAGUCGGUCUAACUGUUGGCACACAAAUGGUUACUCGGGAUUAUAUCGUGAAAAAUGCUGAAGGUGAAUACUUCUGUGCUAGAUCUGGAUGUGCCAAUGUUCGAAUCGAAAAGAUUACCAGUGGACGUGUGCACAAUUUGCGUCAUAAUCCACAAAAUAUUUUUUUUUGCUUGGAAUGUGGCAGCGCAUUUCCAUUCGAAAAUCUCACUGUGAAGCAUAUGAUCGAAUUUCAUCAUCAAAAGCAGACACCAUCACUGAGCUUACGUUGUCCGUUAUGCCCGAAAACCCCUCCAUUUACGCGAGUAGAGCUUUUUAGGAAGCAUAUGGCCGAGUCAGCAGCGCACUCAACUGCUGCUUAUUCUUUCAAUUUCAAACAGAGAUGCAAACUACGUUUCCAUUCAAUAGAAGCACGGUUGCGACACGACCACGAGCAUCGUGCAACAAGAAAUGCGGCAUGUUGCUUUGUGUGUGGUACGAGCCGAAAUUGGUGGUUCAGCCCAGCACGAGCUGAUUUUCCAUAUAUUGAUCAUUCAUAUAUUCAUGCGUUUUCUCUUUGGGGUGUGUGUCGGGAGUGUGGGUUAUCUUACCCAAAUGAAUUAAAGAAUCAACAGUAUUUCCAUCAUUUUAAAGAGCAGCAUAUGACCAAAGCAUCAGAUAUUUGGCACUGCAAAAUAUGCAACAUAGAAAUUGACAACUGCAACGUCCAUGUGCAUGCGUUGCAACGACAUUUUGUUAUUGGUGUUAAAAUAGAUCGACGAAAACCUUAUGUUGUUGAAACGAGUGAAGCGGUAAUGCGUGCUUUUUUGGGUUAUCCAGUGCCGGAUAAUGCAAGGGUCUAAAAAUAAAUUAGAAUCGUUUACGUCUUUCGCCUUCCUCUUUUUUAGUAAUUCAGUUUUUUUUCUCUCUGAAUUAAUUAGCCUCUUUUGUUGUUACUGUUACUAUUAGCAGUAUUGUUAAUACAGGUUGUAUUAGCAGUUACUUUUGCAAUUUAGCCUUACACGGUGAGGUGUAUUAAUUCACAAAAUCAGUUAUAUGAACUUAUCUAAAUCUCGUCGAAAUUCAUGUUCAAAUCCAUGUUUAAGUGGCAAAAGCGAGAUCAGAUGGAAUGUUUUAUAUGAUUCCCUCUUAUCCUAUUCGUUAUUCGUGUCAAUUUUAUUUAUUUGAUUUAAUUCUUGGUGUGAAUUGAGCAACGGAAUCUGCUCUUUGUAAAACAGCAGAAUAACAUCCGGGUUUUCCGUGAUCUCUGGAAAAAGUGAACUUAAAAACUUAAUUGAUCAAAUGGCGCGUAAAAAGUGGCAGACAUUGUAAAUAAUCUUUAAACCGCGCUGUGCUGUCAUAAAUUAUUUUCUAGUUUUGGUUUAUGUGAUGCAAUUUUAAAAAUUUUUCUGCUAUGUUACUGAUAUCAAGACUCACUAUGACAGUGUUUUUUCAUUUGUUUGCUUGCAUAUUGCCAACUUUGUUAAUUUAAAACGGAUAUGCCAAAAUUAUAGUUUUAGUGUUCGUAAUGCUAAGUUGAUGCCAAAAUUAAGUGACUUUUCGGGAACAUGUGAAAAUUAGGACUAAACAUAUCUCCAGUGUUUUAUGUACUACUGUUUUGAAAAUUCGAUUUUCAUAAACCGAUGAGCGUGU